UCUCAUAGCAUUCCUUUCCUGUUUAGGCCAGGCAGAAAGACUCUCACAAAGAAGGGCGGUGAGAAGGAGGGCUGCUCUGCCAUCAACGAGGUGGUGACACGGGACUACACCAUCAACAUCCACAAGCACAUCCACAGCGUGGACUUCAAGAACCAUGCUCCUCGGGCACACAAAGAGAUCCGGAAAUUUGGUAUUGACACCAGGCUCAACAAAGCUGUCUGGGUCAAAGGAAUAAGGAAGGUCCCCUACCGCAUCUGGGUACAAUUGUCCAGAAAAUGCAAUGAGGAUGAAGAUUCACCAAACAAGCUGUAUAUAGUGGUUAUCUAUGUACCUGUCAUCACUUUCAAAAAUCUACAGACAGUUAAUGUGGAUGAGAACUAUAUAUUAAUUGUCAAUUAAAGUUAUAAAACCACUUAAAAAAAAACAAUAAUCUAAAAAAAAAAAACAACGAAAACACCAAUAAUUUCAUAGCCAGGAAUUUCUGCUCUCUUCCUUCCCACCACUUUUACCUGCUCAUU
This is a messenger RNA of Erinaceus europaeus (western European hedgehog), 518 nucleotides long. Its product is annotated as large ribosomal subunit protein eL31-like. The record is from RefSeq and is a predicted model, not a curated record. Gene Ontology annotation, molecular function: structural constituent of ribosome. The transcript has a single exon. The annotation marks the transcript as partial. Gene Ontology annotation, biological process: cytoplasmic translation. Gene Ontology annotation, cellular component: ribosome; cytosolic large ribosomal subunit. NCBI's taxonomy places the organism in Eukaryota, Metazoa, Chordata, Mammalia, Eulipotyphla, Erinaceidae.